AUGGAAGCCGGUUUUAUACCGGUCGGCGCCAGCGGCAACGCUAACAGUAAUGCGUUGCUGCCCGCAGUGGUGGCGCCACCGGCGAAUGUUAUCCGUGCGCCAAGUCUCAAGCGCGGAAAGAUGGAAGAGGCCAUUUCAGACCGGAUCAAGUUGGAGACCGUGCUCGGGUUGACAGUCAGCAGCAACGCGGCUCUAGAUUGCGAUCCCAAUACUGAAGUUGUCGCCUAUCCAGCAGGAUGCACGGUGGUGUUGUACAACGUUCGAAAGAAUCGGCAGUCGCACGUUUUAAACGCGUCGCGCAAAAGCGUCACAUGCGUCGCAUUUUCGCCGGACGGACGGUACCUAGCGACCGGCGAGUGCGGACAUGCGCCCGCAGUGCGAGUGUGGGAUCUGCAGGAUCCGACAGCGUCGGGAGCAGUGCAGAUAGCUGAGUUCCCUGGGCAUACACAUGGAGUCAACUGCGUUGCUUUUUCUACAUCAGCGAAAUAUCUAGUCUCGGUUGGUUCUCAACAUGACAUGAUUGUUAAUGUUUGGGAUUGGCGGGCCAACCUCAAGCUUGCAAGCAAUAAGGUUUCAUCUCGUGUUAAGGCUGUUAGUUUCUCUGAAAGUGGCAAUUACUUUGUAACAGUGGGCUUCAGGCAUGUUAAAUUCUGGUACUUGGAAUACUCUAGAAAUGCUAAGUUCAAGGAGCCAGUGCCCCUCAUGGGCCGGUCCGCGAUACUGGGCGAGCAGAAGGACAACGAGUUCUGCGACGUGGUGUGCGGGCGUGGCGACGCGGCCGACAGCACGUACGCGAUCACUCGCGGAGGUCUGCUCUGCGAGUUCAACAGCAGGCGCCUGCUCGACAAGUGGGUCGAGUUGCGAACAACGUCGGCGAACUGCAUGGCAAUCGGCGCUAACUACAUAUUCGUGGGAUGUGCGGAGGGAAUAGUGCGGUGCUUCGCGCCGGACUCCCUGCGGUACAUCACCACGUUGCCGCGCACACAUUACCUCGGCGUCGACGUUGCUCAAGGAGUUAAUAUUAAUCAUAUGUUUACACAGCCAACGAAUGCGCAUUACCCAGACGCGAUCGCGCUUACUUACGACGAACGCAACCACAAGCUCACCUGCGUUUACAACGACCAUAGCCUCUAUGUGUGGGACGUGCGCGAUAUCAAGCGAGUGGGUAAAUCCCACUCGGCGCUGUACCACUCGGCGUGCAUCUGGGGCGUGGACAUGGUGAGCUCCGGCGACGGCGCGCUGGCGCCCGGCAGCUUCCUCACCUGCUCCAGCGACGACACCGUGCGCGUCUGGAACCUCAAGCCCGCCGGCCCCAACAUAUACAGCAACGAGCUGAAUAAAAUUGUAUACAUCGAUCCUGAGUUGAAGUUCCUGAAGGAUGUGGACCUGACUGCCACCAGUGAUAAAGACAAGUCGAAAACGUAUGAUGACAAGAUUGGUGUGAGGUGCGUGCGCGUGUCGCCGUGCGGGCGGCACGUGGCGGCGGGCGACCGCGCGGGCAACGUGUGGGUGCACGCGGCGGACGGCGCGCCGCUGCACACGCUGGAGGCGCACGACGCCGAGGUGCUGUGCCUGGAGUACGCGGCGCGCCCGCGCCUGCUCGCCUCCGCCUCGCGCGACCGCCUCGUGCACGUCUUCCUCGUCGACCGGGGCUACCAAAUCCUGCAGACAUUAGACGAACACUCAUCGUCUAUUACGGCGGUGCGCUUCCUCAGCUCUAGCUCCGGGUUGCAGAUGGUGUCCUGUGGGGCUGACAAGACCAUACUCUUUAGGCAACUCAAAACUACACAAGAUGGCAGUUAUCAAUUCGCUCGUGGACAGAAUGUCUCCGGUCGGACAACGCUCUACGAUAUGGAAGUAGAUGCGGGCGGGCGACAUAUUCUUACCGCUUGUCAGGAUCGCAAUGUUAGAGUGUACAGCGCAGCCCACGGAAGACAUACGAAAACCUUUAGAGGUACGACGGCUGAAGAUGGAACACUUAUUAAGGUUGCGUUGGAUAAUAGUGGUAUUUACCUAGCUACCUCAAGCACGGACAAGAUUCUCAGCGUUUAUGAUUAUUACUCGGGUGAAUGUAUGGCUACCAUGUACGGACAUUCGGAGAUAGUCACAGGACUGAAGUUCACUCCGGACUGCCAACAUUUGGUAUCUGCAAGUGGCGACGGUUGCAUAUUUGUCUGGCGAGUCCCUCACGAUAUGGUUGUUACAAUGAGGGCCAGGUUGGCACAGCAAGCUAUACGACAGGGCAGGAAGGUGGCGCCCUCAACGAAUGGCGCUUCUGGUCUAGAUAGCGAGACGGACUCGCAGUUUGGAUCGCCACCACGUGAGCUGGGUGAUACGAACAAGUUUGGUACACCAGUUGUUGCCGAUUACACGUUAAGAAUCGGCAAACUGCCGUCGUGGGCCAAGAAGAGUUUGGGCGACGAGCUGGCGGCGCCGGAGGCCCCGCCCUCCCCCGCCGCGCCCCCGCCCGCGCCCGCGCCGCCCGCGCGCGGCAAGUGGGCCGCCAGGAUACAGCCCGCGCCCGAGAAACGAGUAGACUCAGAUGGAUCAAAAGACAGUUCGUUAGAUAGUGGUACAGACACAAGGUAUAUUGAAAAGAGAAGAGAUCAGAGUUUGAAACAGAGGCCGAAAUCGCUCAACUUGUCACAGCUGCCACGUGUGGAGGCUCUAUUUCGUCAUUUUGACGCCACUAUGAAAACCACAUACGACAUAUUGACAAUCUCUCCAAGAGUCGAGAAGGUAACGUUAAAUAUGUCGAAAGUUCGUACGACUGAAGGCCGUACGCGGCAUCACACCGACGACUCCUCCCUCGGCAGUUUUAAAUAUGAGGACCAAGAGUCGACGGAACACGACGGUGAUAUUGAAGACAUAUCGGAUGGCGAGAGGACAUCAUCCUCUGAAAGAGGCAACAGGCCCACUUAUUAUCCUGGAAACAAUGAUGAUGAGACACCUGGCGAGUUCAUGGUGAACGCGAUGGACGCGGAGGAGUUGCGGCAGUCGGUGAGGCGCGCCAAGCGCUGGGGCGGCGGCGGGGGCGGCGGGGGUAGCGGCGGCGGGGGCGACGCGCCGCGCCUGCAGCUGCCGCGCGCGCCCGCGCCCGACCUCAGCGGCUCCGGGCACGACUCCGACGACGACGAGGUGUCGACGCCAUCAGGUGACAACGCAGACCGUAACCCGUUGUCGGGUUCGUGUGAAUCCAUAGACACGGCCGGGCGUCGCGAAAAGUACCUCAAGUCUGCCUUCGAUAGCCUCAGUGGUGUUGAGCUGGAUUCCACGCUCACUGGAGGCAAUAACUCGUUGUCGGCUCAACACUUAUCUCGCGCGCCGACUUCGCGCGACCCAGAAGCAGUCCGUCGCCGCGAAGAGUUGCAGAGGCGGAUCCUGGAGACAAGGCGCCAGUUAGAGAAUGUGGCUUUUCGGUCGAAUCUCAAAUCGAGCCAGUCCACUACGGACUUGUCCUAUAUACCAGAAAAGGACAAUUCCCGUCGGAACAGGCCUGUCUCGAUGGCAGUGCCGAGCAAUUCUAGGCCGUAUGGAGUCCCUAAUCUCCCCUUUCACCCUGAGGAGAAUUUAGAUAGUUUAAACUUUUUUGAUAGUCUGAAUCCCUAUCAGAAUAUGAACCUAGACUAUCGCAACAAGAACCCUUACGCCAUUCCUGCAAACCUCAAUCACAAAAUGAUGCCGGAAUAUUUAGAAAAUAUAGCUCCGUAUAUACCGCCCCAUGCUGGAAUGGUACCAAAUCAGAAUGAUAAGAGAAACACUAACUACAUGCCUUAUAACAAGAAACCGAUGGUUUUUAAAGAACAAUUGCCUCAGAAACAACAACCUCAGGCUUUUACGAUAGAUAUGGGCAAGAAACCAGUACAAUCUAAGGUCUUCAGUAGAUUAUUUCCUGUCAAUCCUAAUGAGGAAAAAGAACCACCGCCUAAAAUUCCACCGCGUAGUUUCCAUUUAAAUUUGUCCGAAAAACCUCAACCAAAACUACCCAAGCCUAAUUCUCGAAGUAUAUUUAAGAAUUACAAAUCUUGCCCUGUAUCACCUGUAUCCGAAGAAUGUAAAUGGGCGGAUAAAGUUGUUCAAAAUAAUCAAAAUCAAGGUAAUACUAAACCUCAAGUUCCCCCUCCAGAUCCGAAAAAACGUAAUUCUCUAAGUUUUUUUGUUGGAUUCGAUAACAGAGUUAAAGAAAGUGGUAAAAGUAUAGUAGACACUAUAAAGAGUGAUACUGAAAAAAUGAUAGCAGAAAUAACAAAAAAGUACGGUGACUUAGAUGAGUAUGACCCCAAUAAUCAGGGAGAUUUAGACCUGCAACCCACAAAGGAAGGCGAAGAAAAAGAUGAUGGUAACUUCUCUUCAGAUUCACUAGAAGAUUGCAGUCUGAGUCAAGAUGUAAGUUGUAAGAAUAAAUUAUAUUCAAAGAAGAUAUGUAAGAAACAUACAAAAACCGCAAUCAUGCCGCGCCGCGCUAUAUCGAACUACGAAAUAUACGGCGGAACAACGGACAAGCCAACUGUACCGUUUAAGCCGCCUUGUAUAAGUCAGAAAAGUUCGACUCUACCCAGAAAUAUGCCUUCGAAUAUCGAUGAUGUUAUGGAUGAAAAUUACACUGCAAGUUCCAAAAAUAAUAUGUAUAGAUGCCAAAGUGUUCUGACGAAGAGGUGCAUCACGCGCUCUAACGAAUCGGUUCUGAGCGAUAAUUCAAAUUGUUCCAGCGUGUCAAACGAAAUAUUCUUAAAAUAUGGUAAUGAAGUCGCCUUCCAGCAAGCAAAGUAUGAUAGCCGAUAUAAUUUAAAUGAUUCACAAAACUGUUCAUUCGAGAACUUAAACGAAACUGAUGAACAAUAUCUAGAAAAUCAUAGACACAGUAGUGCAAGUUUCUUUUUGAAUCAGAAGAAGUAUAUGAAAUCGAGUUGCAGCCAAGAGUCAAUGUUAUCAGAUGAAAUGUACUUAGAUAAUGAUAUGCAGCUUUCAAGAACUAAUUGCAACUCGCUGGAAAGCGUUCUUUCUGAUGACUCCGAAUGCACCAAAAGUGCACCUUUAGAAAUGCUCUUUGAAGGGGCUCGAACAUCCAGCCAGUCACGUAACCAAUCUAUUGGAGUACCAAGGAAUAGUAAAAGCUGCUAUGAAUUCGACAACAGUUCCAAAAGUUACGGAUCAAGUCCUAACAAUGUAUCGUACAUGGGAGGUUACAUGUAUAAUAAUUAUUUAGGCGAAAGUAGUUCUAAUUAUAGAGAAACUAUAAUUAAUCCAAAACCACCGAUUCAUAAAGUAUAUGGAUUUGAUGUACCAGCUGGAGAAUUUUCAGGACAUAAAACUGUCACAAGGUCUAAAAGUUUAUACGAUUCUGCUUCAAAACAAGCUCCACCUCCACCUGCUAAAAGUAUUGCAUAUUAUUUUGAUGGGAAUAAUAUACAGCAGUAUGCGAAAGAGAAAAAAGGAGCUGACGAAAUACCACGACUUAAUACCGGUGGUUACAUGGCUAACACGAGUAAGUCAUUACAGCCAAAGUUUGCAGAGAAACAUAAAUAUAAAAGUGAAAUGGAGGGGUGCGAGCAGAAUACUAUGGUUAAGUCAAAAAGUUGCAGUUUUGAGGUGGUAUUAGAACCAGCUUCAAAACCCAAUCCUUUGAAAAAUCUAAUGGAAAAACGUAACUCUCACGUACAGAAAAAUCUUGAGAAGUUUGAGGAGCAAAUACGGAAGAAUAUUCAGACAAAAGUAAACAAGAACCAAUUAAACAAGGAGAAAGCAAAUGCUGCUAAAAAUAAUAAUACUACAAAGAGUUUAGAAAGAGGAUCAGGUUCGAAGAACAAUAAUGUUACGAUGGAAUUUGUUCCACACAAACCACCAAAGCCCAUGAAGCGGACAUCAUCAAUAAAGAUGAAUAAUAGACUAAAAGCAGGGUUGGAUAAAGGUACUCUAAGCUCAUCUAUAUCAUCACAAUAUAAAGCAAAAUUAGAUGGUCUUCAGAAUAAAAAUUAUAGUACAAGUAAAAAUCAAGAGGACACAAAUUCAAACAAACUUGAUGCGACAGAUAAUGCGGAAAAGUCGUUUGAUGUAUUUGUCAAGGAAAAAGAUAUAAAUGAAAAUAAAUCAGAAAUUCAAAUGGACAGUUUAGAGGUGUAUGCAAUGCAGAGAAUGGAACGAAUGGACCAUGUUAGUAUGGAUUCCCUAGACGUCAUUGAUGACAGUCAAAAUGAAUUUUCAAAAGAUUCAUUAGAUUAUUUCUCUGAAGUAGAUAAAAAUAAGAUUUCGGUCAAAUCCACAAAGAAUCAGAUGAAUCGUAGAAUUAUUAAAGUUGAUAUUGAGGCUCCAUGUCAUAGUAGACAAAACAUUGAAGCCAAAGAAAACAUAGCACCAGCAGAAAUAAGCGAUGAGAUAAAAAAAUAUAAAUAUAUAGAACGUAAACUUGAAAUUAUUAACAAAUUAGUUGAAAUGGAGGAAAGAAAGAUAUUACAGGAGAAAAUAUUGAAAGAAUGGAGAAUGAGACCUUUAAAAGCUAACAUUAAUGACGGCAAAGGUGUAGUAAAAGUUUUGUCAAGGAAAUUUGAAAAGUUAGCAACAAAGCAAAAUACUACGUCGAACUUUACUUCGCUUACAUUGGAAGAGGUGGAUACGGAUACUGACACUAAUUCUGAAAAUAAAGAAAUCAAACGUAAUCUUAGCCUCCCUGAUAUACUUGAUUCAGAUCAGAUUGGGGGUCUAGUUACAGUGGAUAUUGAAGUCAGCAAUGAUGCUGGUAACGAAGCUAUUGAAUUAGAUCAUCCUGAAACUCAAUUAAAUAAUACAGUACGUAGUGAAUUAAAAACUGCUCCAAAAACUUUGUCCCAUAGAGUGUAUAAUGAAAUGGUGAUACCAAAAACGGAUGUACAUUUAGACAGUGAAAAUUACGAAUCGUCGACAACAAGCUCAAGUUGCACAAAUUCGCCAAAAAGACUAUCAAUUUAUGGAUUUCACCGGCCUAAAGUUCCGUUGAGGAAAACUAUUCGUUUGCCUGGACCAAGGCUCUGUUUGGAGAAUCAGAUAUACCAAUCACAGUGUAAAAUAAGGCCAGUAUUAGGUACCGGGGGUGCUGUAAGGAAUUCUUGUUUGUCUAGAAAAAUGCCAUUCCAAACUCAAGUCCUGCCGUCGAAAUUUUCACCAGUGCAAGCAAAUCGCACGCAUCUCUCCCCGUCCGACUACGAGGAGGAAACGCCGGGUAUGAGGAGAGCGAUUUCCCUCUCCGACCUCGCCAAGCCCGUACCGGCGCCUAGGACGCCGCAAGCUCCAGCAAAAGCUACGCCCCCAGCGAGUGCAAACUCGAGCAAGUCACCGAGCGGAUUCGUAAGGCCAGCUCCGCGGUACGCUAACAAAUCCUCCAAUAUGACCCGAAGUUCCAGCGUUGGUGUACUAAACCAGAGUGACUCUGAGUCGGACCCUCAACCGUCUCGUCAGCAGUCAACGCGUAAUCAAGGUCUAAUGCGUCCCACAAUCAGUUCUAUGAAUAAAGCAGCUGCUAACACCGCUAGGAGACGUGGCCUCGUCAACUCUUACAGCACUGCGAGCGUAUCGACAGUGGCGCGCGAGGAGUCCAGCUCGGAGGCUGAAGACAGGGCGAGCAACGAGCAGCCAACCGCCGCUCCUCGCCCUAGAGCAGCUUCGGCCGAUAGGGCGCAGAGGAGACUUGGUCGCAGUGGUAGUGAGCGCGAUCUAUCGGCGAAAGCACGUGAAGUGACUGCUCGACUGGCUACCAAUACGAGACAGAGAAGCAAACAGGAGCCACCACCAGCCGAACAGAAUUUGUCCCCAUCUCAGCUCUGUCUGGCGCUGACUGAGCAACUGACCAAAACGGCAGGCAAAGUGGUACAUUUGUACAGAAGACUGCAGAGGGAACCGAAUGCUGCCGCCGAUAUAAGUGGUCUAGAAACAGCCAUACUGGAGACGCAGAAAGUGCUCCGCAGCGCUGUGAUGCGUUCACAAAAUGGGGGCGAAGCCCUGAGUAGUCUCUCGUCGACGGAGGGCGAUUACAGAGGCCUCAACGUGGACUCCACUAGGCAAAAGUUAGAGAACCUUGUUUCCAAAGAAGCGACCGCAGCUGGCAACCCAGCGAUGUCUCUCAUCGAGCAGUACUCCGAUAUCCUGCUUAACAUGAUGCAGAACAAAAUGGUCAAUCAAUUCUCGCAGAGUCCGCAAAGUCUACCGCCGAACACGAGGGAACCCGGCGCGGAGAGCUAG
Molecule: messenger RNA, 8208 nt
Organism: Parnassius mnemosyne (clouded apollo)
Lineage: Eukaryota; Metazoa; Arthropoda; Insecta; Lepidoptera; Papilionidae
Source: the annotation of a GenBank genome assembly